Molecule: messenger RNA, 4977 nt
Organism: Mustela erminea (ermine)
Lineage: Eukaryota; Metazoa; Chordata; Mammalia; Carnivora; Mustelidae
Gene: GMEB2
Product: glucocorticoid modulatory element binding protein 2
Exons: 11
Coding region: 1243-2853 (536 amino acids)
Biological process (GO): positive regulation of transcription by RNA polymerase II
Cellular component (GO): nucleus
Molecular function (GO): DNA-binding transcription activator activity, RNA polymerase II-specific; RNA polymerase II cis-regulatory region sequence-specific DNA binding
Source: RefSeq, a predicted model, not a curated record
CCCACUGGUCAGAAACGCAAGCUCUGGGUGGGGCCAGGGCUUCAGUGUCCCUCGGCCCCAAGCCGGGGGCCGCGGAGAUCGCCCUGGCCCGCUGGGGAGUGCGGUUCUGGCGGCAGGGGGACCACGAGUGCUUGCUGUGGGGCGUGUUCUGUAUGUCCUCGUGCCGGGGACCUCACUGUAUUCUGUGCGGCAGCUUCCGGUGUGUUGUGAAACCUAGCACAGGUGGCAUUGUAGAGGCGGGAACUCAGAUUUGGGCUCUGCAAAGCUGUGAAACAUGGGGGGACUACAGCCGCUGGUGGGGGGGCUCCCUGCUCCGGCCGCGUCUGGUUGCAGUGUGACGCGGCGCUGUUGCGUGGGGCUCACCCCCUGAAAGUAGAGGUCCCUGCCUGGUGAGGCGCCAAACCCGGAGAAGUCAGCACCAAAGCUCAGUGUUACGUCAAGCACAAUUUUACUUAUUUAAAGGAGUUUAUUUUUUAACUGCUUUCCAUACUCUCUGUGGGGCUCAAACUCAAAAUCCUAAGAUCGAGAGUUGUGUGCUCCACCGGUGGAGCUGGCCGGGUGCCCCUUAAGUGCCAUUUUGAAGCAGACUUUUAUGUAUGUUGGUUUAAAGGGCUUGGUUUCAAAGCUUAGACCUAGAACACAAAAGCUAUAUUUUAGAAACGGGCAGGAAAUCUGUGUGUGCCCAUGAAUUCGUUGUUGCAGCUUUUCUGGUUAAAGGCGGCUGAAGACAGCUGUCAGAUCUCUGGAGGUCCUGCCCCAGGACCGUGUGGCCCAGGACGUGGUCUCCCGCCAUCAGCAUCUCCCUGCCACGACGGUGCACGUCGGACCGAGGACGAGCCUACACGUGUCACAGCAACCAUACGCCUGUGGGGUUUUGACAAAUGUAUGGUGUCAAAUAGCCACUGUUGCAGCAGCCUCCAGUGUCCUGCCACCAUCCUAAAGCCCCCUGUGCCCACCUCUUCACGCCGUUCCCCUCUGGCGACCACUCCUCUUCUCCCCGGGCCCACAGUCGGCCUCGCAGAUGGCUGGCGCUCACUUAGCAAGCUGUGGUUAAGGUCUGUUCAGUCUUGUAGAAUGCUGGGCAGGCAGCUCUUCCCUUCAGCACGUCCCCGCUGUCCCUGCCCUCUGGCCCGCCGCUGUCUGGCCAUGGCCCUGGGCCCUGUGGAGGUGGUUCCCCAGCCCGUGGGCUUGGGACCCUGGCGGAGUGACAGUCCUGGUUCCAGUGUCGUCUUCAGCUGAGUCAUGGCAACCCCGGAUGUGAGUGUCCACAUGGAGGAGGUGGUGGUGGUCACAACGCCGGACAGCGCGGUGGACGGGAGCAGCGUGGAGGAGGUGAAGACUGUGCUGGUGACGACCAACCUGGCUCCCCACGGGGCCGAGCUGGCGGAGGACAGCAUGGAGACGGAGAACGCUGCGGCGGCCGCGGCGGCCGCGUUCACGGCAUCCUCGCAGCUCAAGGAGGCCGUAUUAGUGAAGGUGGCUGAAGAGGAGGAGCGUCUGGAGGCCGAAAUCGUGUACCCCAUUACCUGCGGGGACAGCAGAGCCAACCUGAUCUGGAGGAAGUUUGUGUGCCCGGGCAUCAACGUCAAGUGUGUUCAGUAUGACGAGCAUGUGAUCAGCCCGAAGGAGUUUGUGCACCUGGCCGGCAAGUCCACCCUGAAGGACUGGAAGAGGGCCAUCCGCAUGAACGGGAUCAUGCUUAGGAAGAUCAUGGACUCUGGGGAGCUGGACUUCUACCAGCACGACAAGGUCUGCUCCAACACCUGCCGCAGCACCAAGAUCGAUCUCUCGGGUGCCCGUGUGUCCCUGAGCAGCCCCACCUCUGCCGAGUACAUUCCGCUCACUCCCGCCACGGCUGACGUGAACGGGUCUCCUGCUACCAUCACCAUAGAGACCUGUGAGGAUCCCAGUGACUGGACCACGGCCAUCGGAGACGACACCUUCUCCUUCUGGCGAGGGCUCAAGGACGCGGGUCUGCUGGACGAGGUCAUACAGGAGUUCCACCAGGAGCUGAUGGAGACCAUGAAAGGCCUGCAGCAGCGGGUCCAGGACCCCCCACUACAGCUCCGAGAUGCCGUCCUCCUCAACAACAUCGUGCAGAACUUUGGCCUGCUGGACCUGGUGAAGAAGGUGCUGGCGAGUCACAAGUGCCAGAUGGACCGCUCGCGGGAGCAGUACGCCCGUGACCUGGCAGCCCUGGAGCAGCAGUGUGACGAACACCGUCGCCGGGCCAAGGAGCUCAAGCACAAGUCCCAGCACCUCAGUAACGUGCUCAUGACGCUGACCCCCGUGUCCCUGCCGCCCCCCACGAAGCGGCCCCGGCUGGCUCGGGCCACAUCCGGGCCGGCGGCUGUCGCCUCGCAGGUGCUCAGUCAGUCUGCCCAGAUCGCCCUCAGCCCCGGCGUGCCCGUGUCCCAGCUGACCGGCGUGCCGCUCGGCAAGGUGGUGUCUGCGCUGCCCUCCCCUGUGCUGGGCAAGGCACCCCCCCAGGCCGCUCCUGCCAGCUCCCCCGCCUCACCGCUACUUGGGGGGUACACAGUGCUGGCCUCGUCGGGCACCGCCUUCCCCGGCGCGGUGGAGAUCCACCCGGACGCAUCGAGCCUCACGGUUUUGAGCACGGCCGCCAUGCAGGACGGCAGCACCGUGGUCAAGGUGGUGAGCCCCCUGCAGCUGCUCACCUUGCCGGGCCUGGGCCCCGCCCUGCAGAACGUGGCCCAGGUGUCACCCGGGGGCAGCACCAUCGUGACCGUGCCCACGGGGGCCGUCGAGAGCGCCGUGGCCGCCUCGGGGCCCGAGGAGCAUACGGCCACCAUCGAGGUGGCCGCCAUGGCGGAGGGCCCCGAGCACAAGUAGACACUGGUGGAAGGCGAGGCCCCUCGGGGGCACAGGGCCGGCUGCCUCUCCUCAGGCCGUGGCCGGGCAGGAGUGCGGCCCCAGCACCCCGCGGGUGACGUGGGGCUGAACCAAAGAGAGGAAACACCGAAACCGAAGAGGAGUAAAAGGGACCGCGGACGACAGACCUGUGCGGCCGGCCUCGCUCUCGGACCUCCUCCCCCUUCUUUCUUAGGAAAUACAUGUUUCCAUCUGUUGCUUAUUGACACUGUCUACACGUUGGGCCUGAUCAGGAGCCAGGUAGAGAGACGAGGAGGCAGAGCCGGGGAGCGGGGCACAGACCCCGCGGCACAAGGGGCCUCUCGGGGGCCUGAGCCGGCUGGGGAGGGGGUGUCACUAACACAUGUCUUGGGAACCGUCCCCAAGUGUGGAAACCCACGGAUCCUAUGGAUUUGGCUUCUUCCCACAGUUUUCUGUAGGUUUAGUGUGGCCCGGCACCCUGUCCUCCUGUGUCCGAACAGGCCUCGGUGCUGGGCUGCGGUUCCUGGGCACCCGGGAGGGUUGGAGGGAACCCCCCCGGCACCCGCCUGAGCAGGGGGCCAUGGGGCCCCAGCAGCAGGGUUUGCCGUCUGCCCGCCUCCCCUCCACCCGGCAGGGGCUCGAGGGGCCCACCCGGGGCUGUUGCACAAGCCCUGGGGGUGUUUUUAAGCGAAUUGUUUUGUAGGCUUCUAGGAAGAGGCAGAUUUGUAGCCUUUUCAGCCCAAGCAGUGCUGAGUGCCUGGCUCCCUGAAUUUGCUCUGGGUUCCGGCGUGCUGUCCAGAAGCAGCUGUUGGGACGGCCCAUGGGGGCUGUGUGUGCUGGUGGUUCCCGCUGCUCUAGCCAUGAGCGCGGGGCACCAGCAGGCUGCCUGGGGAGUGUGACUGUGCGUGUGCCCCUGGGGCUUCGGCCCCGGGGGCUGGGGGUGUGGACAGAACCAGACAGGAACUGAGGAUGAUGGCCUGGGCCAAGGGUGCUCCUGCCACCCCCCCAGGGGGCUUGCGACUCCUCUGCUCAGCCUGUCGAUGGGCCACCAUGACAGCCUUAGUGGCCCGCGCCCCCGGCCCCUGCCUGGAGGUGGAGAUGCACCUGCUGGCUGACGCUGCUGCCUUCAUCUGCGCCUGCGCCAGGGCCAGUCGUGGUGGGGGUGGGGAUGCUCACUGGUAGGGCCACGUGUGGGCCGUCGGCAGGUGUGGUUUUGUACGCAGAGGGGAGAGUAGGCAAGGGUCCCCCGAAGGCCUGGGGCCGUCGCCGGCAGGGCCCCAAGGCCCGUCUGAGCCCUUGAGAGGCAGGUCCCCCUUAGACCUGCCGGUUCCGUUGCCUGCUGAACACCCUUCUCGGGGAGGGGCGGGGGCUGCGAGGACAAGCUGCCGCCCCCCUGUGCUUUGAAGGGAACUGGGCUCUGCGUGCCCUUCCAUCCCUCAGGUGCCCCAGACCUACCGGAGUGGGCCUCGCCCCCCAAGUCAAGCCACUGAGGUGGUCUUUUCCUGUUCGCUUUCUGUUGCCUACUUGUUUGCCGUUGUCACGGGUCAGCCGGUUUCAGCAUGACGUUUACUUGCUGGCGUGUGUCCUCCACCUCACGGAGUCCCAAUGCUGUUGGGCCUGCAACCCCCGGGGCCCUGCCUGGCCUGGCCUGUCCGUCUGCACCAGCUCAGACCGUAGGAGAAACCACGUGGACGAUAAAACCGGGUCUUGGCCGUUGUUGCGGCCCCCUUUGAAGCCGCUGCCCUGCUGCCCUGCCCUCAGACCGCAGGGGUGUGGGGGGAGGUGCGCCUCGGGGCCAUAGAAGCAGAAGCCACAGCUUCUUCACAAGGGCAGCCCCUCCCUCCUUCCGCCCCGGCUGGGGGCAGACACCUGUGCCUGGAGGGGCCCUGAGCAGGGGAGGGUUCCUGGAGCUCUGUCUGUCCCUGCUGCUCCCCCCUUGCCGGGCGCCUCAGGGCGGGACCACGGGCGGCUUCUGGGGAGCGGGACUGGAUUGGGUUUUUCUCUGGGUGCCAGGCGCCGGCUCAGGGGCAGCCUGGGGAGGGGAAGCAUCCGGGUUCUACUUUGUAUGUUGUUUUGCAAGUAUCUGCUUGGUACUUUGAUUUACAGUAAAAACAUUUUUCAUAA